AUGACUGUCCAAGCUGGAAAAACAGAGGUGAUGCUUGUUGACUUUGAGGGUAUGGAGAACACUGACAACAGCAUAAACAACUUCAAUGAUCCAGAUUAUCCCAAUGGGAUGACGGCUUUGAUGGUAGACAUGCCAGACUUUGGGCAUGGCAACACUUAUAAUACAAAAGUGUUGUCACAUAAAGAGAAGAUCCCACAGAAUAUGGAGGUACUGCAAUCACCUGUCUUGUCUCCUCACACCAGGAGAGGGCGUGCUAGUUGUGCUAGUCUAAUUUCCAACUGGAAAUUACUUGUGAACAGUGAUGUGACACAAAGUGAGACUAUAUUUAGUAAACUUGCCAAAGAAUGCUACGAGGACUUGUUUGUUGACAAACGAUGUCUUGAUGAUGGGGAACAGAAGGUCAUCAUUAACAUUGCCGGUCUUCGGUUCGAAACACGCAUGAAGACCCUCAACCAGUUUCCUGAUACUCUUCUGGGAGACCCUAUGAAAAGAAUGGACUAUUUUGACCCAAUGAGAAAUGAGUAUUUCUUUGAUCGCAAUCGUCCAAGCUUUGAUGGGAUCUUGUACUAUUAUCAGUCAGGAGGCAAGAUCCGUCGGCCCGCAAACGUACCUUUAGAUGUCUUUUCAGAUGAGAUCACAUUCUAUGAGCUAGGACAGGAAGCCAUGGAACAGUUCCGCGAGGAGGAAGGCUUCAUCAAAGACGUUGAGGUCCCCUUGCCUUCCAAUGAGUUCUACAGACAGUUCUGGCUGCUUUUUGAAUAUCCAGAGAGCUCAAAUGCAGCCCGAGGAGUUGCUCUCAUUUCCGUCUUUGUUAUUGUCAUCUCCAUCAUCAUAUUCUGCAUUGAGACUCUCCCGGAAUUCCGCGAGGACCACGAGAUUUUUCCAACCAUCGGUUUUUCCUUGAACCAGACCCAGGGCAUGGGCUUUCCCUCAGGUUCUCCACCAAGCGCCACUCCCAAAACUAUUUCCAGCACCUUCUCCGACCCAUUCUUCAUCAUUGAGACUGCUUGUAUAAUCUGGUUCUUUUUUGAGCUAAGUGUGCGUUUCUUGGUCUGCCCCAGCAAACAGAAAUUCUUUAACAACAUCAUGAACAUGAUUGACAUUGUGUCCAUUAUUCCCUAUUUUGUAACCUUGAUAACUGAAAUAGUGACCUCUACUAAUAAAUCCAAUACAGGGCAGAAUAUGUCCCUGGCCAUCUUACGAAUCAUCAGACUGGUGCGAGUCUUCAGGAUCUUCAAGCUCUCCAGGCACUCCAAAGGGUUGCAGAUCCUGGGACAGACACUAAAGGCCAGCAUGAGGGAACUUGGGCUGCUCAUCUUCUUUCUCUUCAUUGGGGUCAUUUUGUUCUCAAGCGCCAUCUAUUUUGCUGAGGUGGACGAUCCAAACACUCAAUUUGCUAGCAUUCCUGAUGGAUUCUGGUGGGCUGUUGUUACCAUGACCACAGUGGGUUACGGAGACAUGUGUCCCAUAACACUAGGUGGUAAGAUUGUGGGCACUCUAUGUGCCAUUGCUGGGGUGUUGACCAUUGCCCUGCCAGUGCCUGUAAUAGUCUCAAAUUUCAACUACUUCUACCAUAGAGAGACAGAGCAGGAGGAAAAGAAGCCCAUUGCUGAAGCUGCAGAACAAACUGCAAAGUCAGAGAAUGGUACAAAACAUGGAAGUAGUUCCUCUCUGAACAGAGCAAAUGGAAACUUGCAGACAGACAAAUCAAAGUGUUAA
Xyrauchen texanus (razorback sucker) is the source of this 1719-nucleotide messenger RNA. Its product is annotated as potassium voltage-gated channel subfamily A member 10-like. The record is from RefSeq and is a predicted model, not a curated record. The coding region runs from base 1 to 1719 and encodes 572 amino acids. Gene Ontology annotation, molecular function: protein binding; delayed rectifier potassium channel activity. Gene Ontology annotation, cellular component: voltage-gated potassium channel complex; membrane. The transcript has a single exon. NCBI's taxonomy places the organism in Eukaryota, Metazoa, Chordata, Actinopteri, Cypriniformes, Catostomidae. Gene Ontology annotation, biological process: protein homooligomerization; potassium ion transmembrane transport.